Molecule: messenger RNA, 606 nt
Organism: Caenorhabditis elegans
Lineage: Eukaryota; Metazoa; Nematoda; Chromadorea; Rhabditida; Rhabditidae
Gene: C32B5.13
Product: Peptidase C1A papain C-terminal domain-containing protein
Exons: 3
Coding region: 154-606 (150 amino acids)
Biological process (GO): proteolysis
Molecular function (GO): cysteine-type peptidase activity
Source: RefSeq, marked reviewed
ACGUCUCAAACAUCUCAACCACAAUAUCAAUCGAACAACCUCAGAACUCCAGAUUUCUUCGACUGGAGAGAGAAGGGGAUCGUCGGACCUGUCAAAGAUCAGGGAUAGUGCAAUGCAUCCUAUGCUUUUGCAGCGAUUUCCGCAAUUGAGUCAAUGUACGCCAAGGCUAAUAAUCGAACAGUUUUGUCGUUUUCCGAGCAACAGAUUAUUGAUUGUGGUAACUUCACAAGCCCAUGUCAGGAGAAUAUUUUAAGUCAUGAAUUCAUUAAGAAAAACGGAGUAGUAACCGAAGCUGACUACCCAUAUGUGGGAAAGGAGAAUGAAAAAUGUAAAUAUGACGAGAACAAAAUAAAACUUUGGCCAACUAAUAUGCUACUUGUCGGAAAUCUACCUGAAACGUUGCUGAAGUUAUUCAUCAAAGAGCACGGACCUGGGUAUUUCAGAAUGAAGGCCCCACCAUCCUUCUUCAACUACAAAACUGGAAUCUAUAGCCCUACCCAGGAAGAAUGCGGGAAGGCCACUGAUGCUCGAUCGUUGACAAUUGUUGGUUACGGUAUCGAGGGAGGCCAAAAUUAUUGGAUUGUAAAGGGCUCAUUUGGAACUUAA